GGAUAAUUUCCGAUGAGGUAUAAAAGAGGGCAGAAGGCAGCACCUGCUUUAAUUUCAUAUUCCUAAUUUCAGUUCGUCUGAGUGGCUUUUGCCUUUCAUACUCCUGAAAGAAAAAAUGGUCCCACCACCUUCCUUCGAACCAUAUGUUCUGACCCCCCUGGACCAUUCAACGGCGUCCGUUCAUUUCUCGUUCUUUGUUACCUUUCUUUGUCAAGAUCCCGCAGCAGGAUGUUCAGUAUUGGAAAGAGGUGUCCAGCGCCUAACUACGCGGCUACCCUUUCUAUCAGGCAACCUGGUCCAAUCCAUUCAACGAAAAGGCACCAAGAAUGUCUUCGAGGUGCAACAGACAGAUCCAUCCCAUUGGAGCAAACUGCCCAUGCUCAAGAUCAAGCAGCAUGCACAGUAUAUCUCACCCCGGAAUGUCAAUAGGAACACCCCUGCUCUAUCCCCCGACGAUCUUUUCAAUCCUCACUAUAUGCCUCUCCCAUUUUAUAUACCUCCCUCCGAACCGCAGCCGCUUUUACGACUACAAGCAAAUGUGAUGACCGAUGGCAUUGUUCUCUGCGUGUCCUUCCAUCAUAUGGCCAUUGAUGGUAUUGGGAUAGGAUCAAUUCUACAGGCUCUUUCUGAGUGCUGCCGCAAUCCUGACCAACCUCCCGAAAGACUUUCGACCUCUCCUGAAAGUGAGGCACAAAGCAGGGCAAGAAUAUAUCAGAGCACAAAUGAAAGUCACCUGGCCAGGGACGACGGCGGUGGGUCCGAUAUUCAGCAGGCAGCACCAAGCUCUAACCUUGGAGCCCCAAUCAGUCGCCGCUUUUGCCUCGACGUUGAAAAGAUCAGAAGGCUGCGCGAAGCCUGUACUACAGCCAUAAAAGCCGGAAAGGAUAUGGCGCGCCGGAUUAAUCCGUCAAGCCCUAAAUAUGAUGCUAGCUGGCAAGGCUUCUCCAACAAUGAGAUCGUAACCGCUUUGAUCUGGCUUUGCGGGACACGUGCACGGUCCCGUGCGACAUCAGUAGAGAGGGAUAGGUCUUCAUUCGCUGGCCUCAAUUCUUCUCUCUUGUUUGCGGUUGAUGUUCGUGGGAUUCUCAACAUUCCAAGUACAUACCUGGGCAAUGCAAUCGUCACUCCUACAUCCACGUACCAUUUCAAAAGUACAGAGUUGCAUGAUGCAGAUCAUUUGGUGUUCAAUUCGGACACUAGUGACACGUUGCAUGAAUUUAACCCAAAUGACAUUACUCUUCUUAGCAACCUGGCUCUGUCCGUCCAAAAAACAUACCGAUCUGUCAACCCCGAGCAUGUCCGGAAUAUCAUCUCGCAUAUCAUGGCGAGUAAAGAUUGGUACCUUCCCGCCAAGCUUGGUGACUUGUCAGUCAGUAGCAUGCGUGGCGUACCGUCGUAUGAUAUGGAUUUUGGCCCAGGUUUGGGUACCCCUUAUGACGUUGAUGCACCGGAUAACAGAGCAGAUGGUGUUGCCUGGCUUCUAUCCCCACGUUCAGAAUCUAGUGCUCGAUUAUUAGGCUAUCAAAGGCGGGGAUUCUGGGAGGUCCGACUUUCACUGAACUCCGUUGCAAUGAAAUCCCUUAGAAGCGACAGGCUUUGGUGCCAGGUCACCACGGAGAAAGCCAUUGAAAGUAUUCCAAACAAAUUGUAGGAACCUGAUGAUGAAUCUAUUGAAGUGGUAUCCAUAUGCAUAGCCUUUUGUGCAGGUAAUAAUAGUGGGCAGUGAGCUCUUGUAGGAGCCACAUCAAAGUCAUGUGUAACAUCGAAAUCUCACGGAAAAAAUAUCCUGUAAAGGGCUCUAGAAGAGUCUGAGUCCUGUUUAUAGUCUGGCUGUUAUUUUUACUUCAGCAGGCUCUUGUCAUUCUUGCACUACAAAGGUGAGAAAAUGAUUGUGCUUGCACAUCGUCCGAAGAUCCAUCCACACCUCCCUAUCCCGCAGAACUUAGUCUUGACCUAGUAGUAGC
Molecule: messenger RNA, 1964 nt
Organism: Aspergillus pseudonomiae
Lineage: Eukaryota; Fungi; Ascomycota; Eurotiomycetes; Eurotiales; Aspergillaceae
Product: transferase family-domain-containing protein
Exons: 1
Coding region: 116-1651 (511 amino acids)
Molecular function (GO): acyltransferase activity, transferring groups other than amino-acyl groups
Source: RefSeq, a predicted model, not a curated record